This is a messenger RNA of Melanotaenia boesemani (Boeseman's rainbowfish), 3672 nucleotides long. It is a transcript of the gene e2f7, whose product is annotated as E2F transcription factor 7. NCBI's taxonomy places the organism in Eukaryota, Metazoa, Chordata, Actinopteri, Atheriniformes, Melanotaeniidae. Gene Ontology annotation, biological process: regulation of transcription by RNA polymerase II. Bases 202 to 2577 code for a protein of 791 amino acids. The record is from RefSeq and is a predicted model, not a curated record. The transcript is spliced from 13 exons. Gene Ontology annotation, cellular component: RNA polymerase II transcription regulator complex. Gene Ontology annotation, molecular function: RNA polymerase II cis-regulatory region sequence-specific DNA binding; DNA-binding transcription factor activity, RNA polymerase II-specific.
CAAAAGUUUCACAAGGACAGUAGAGUGUCCGCUCACUGGACAAGACUGACACAAGCCGAAGAAAACUGCCCGCUAAUUUUGAAGAGGGAAACAAGCUACUAUGCCGAUUUGAAGAAACUACGCGGUGACAAAACUGUAAAAGAGAACACGCCGUCACUGUGGAUUAUUUCAUUCAUUUCAUUGCCGCAAAAGUUUUCCCAGAUGGAAAUCGAAUGCCUGGCACUGAAAGACCUCUCAAGUCCGAGGAAAAGUUUCACGGCGAAGCCCGAAGAAGACGAUGGUCAAAGUGAGCAAAAGGAAAAUUUGUACACAGAGAAGAGAAUAUCCCCACUGAAAUUGGCAGAGUCCACCAUUCCUAUUUUACUGGUGAACAGGAAGAGUUCCACUCCUGAUCUGGCCCACAUCACCCCCAUCAAACACACGGCAAUAGCUGAGCCUUGGACACCCACAUCCAAUCUGAAGAUGCUAAUCAAUGCAGCUAGCCCGGACAUCCGGCACAGAGAGAUGAAGAAGGUGCUGUUUAGACCAAUAGAGAAUGAUAAAGACAAGCCACCAAGCCCGGAUACGCUGGUGGAGGACAUAGAAGUGGAAGACUCUUGUCAGUUUGAAGCUGUGGAUGAGGAGGAAGAUGUGGAGAAAAAGCCGAGCAGGAAACAGAAGAGUCUGGGUCUGCUAUGCCAGAAGUUCCUGGCCCUUUACCCUGAAAACCCCCCACCUCACAGCACCGUUGGGAUUUCACUGGAUGAAGUGGCAACCAGUCUGGGAGUGGAGCGACGGCGUAUCUACGACAUUGUCAACGUGCUGGAGUCUCUCAUGAUUGUGGGUCGAAUAGCCAAAAACAGCUACACCUGGUAUGGCCGCCAACGGCUGCAGGAGACACUGGAGGACCUGCAGCGGAAGGGUCGAGAGCAAGGCUACCACCUCCAGAUGGAUCUGGCCACGGAGAGCAGGAAGCCCGGACAGGGCCGCGAAGAUGACGGAGGGGAGGAAGACGCUGGAAAUGCUGGCAGCAACAGGAAGGACAAAUCUCUACGUAUCAUGAGCCAGAAGUUCGUCAUGCUCUUCCUGGUGUCCAAAACUCAGACUGUUACCCUGGAUGCUGCUGCAAAGAUCCUUAUUGAAGAGAGUCAGGACUCCUCAAGUCAUAGCAAGUACAAAACUAAGGUGCGGCGUCUGUAUGACAUCGCCAACGUGCUGACGAGUUUAGGUCUCAUUAAGAAGGUUCAUGUGCGAGAGGAGAGAGGAAGGAAGCCGGCCUUUAAGUGGCUCGGCCCGGUGGAUUUCAGCAACUCAGGAAAUACUGAAAACAAUUUGAAUGUAGCAGCAGUCGUUCCUUCUGAAGCUGUGAACAACCAGGACCUCAGAAAAGUGAAAAUGGCACGUCACGCAUCCUUUAACAUCAUGCCUACUUCUGUUGCUGUGCAGCGGCAGGUCAGCUCUGCACCCAGCAGCCCGCACUGUCACCCAACGGGUCUGCCAAACCUGCCUGUGGAUUAUUCUAGGACUACAAGCACCGGUGCAGUGUGUCAACAGCAGGCUGGAAAUAGUGCUGACAGCCGACCCACCACUCCGCUUCAGACACAAACUCCGCAGAGCAGCAGCUACCUGCACCCGUCCUCCACUCAUCCUGCCGUUCUGGCAACUCAGCCUCACCUCGAGCCCCUCCUCAUCUCCUCUCCUCAUUGCUUGGCCUACCUGCCCAGCCUGUCCCAGCCCUCUGUGGUCAUGCUGUACAGGGUGCCAGACAAGCCCGACCCCGUGGCUGAAGGUCAACGCUCACCCAACUUGGAGUCUGGGGAGGAGAGGAAGAGGAUGAGAGAGGAAAGCAGAGAGGAUGAAACACAGGUGAAGAAGAAGAGAAACUCUGGCUUAGAAGAAUGUGACAAGAAAGUAGACUAUCCGCAACCUCAAAGGGACGAAGAGGAGUGUUCACAGAUGGGGAACUUCUGUAGCGAGCAGGUGUUCAUGGAGAGUCAAGGUGGAAACGGCAGCAGCGAGCACGCCCAGCUUUCACACUACCUCUACGUACCCAACAAUGCAGGAUUAAACAACCUCAACUUCCUCCUCCCAGCUGGACAGCCUCCAGCCAGCGUAGCACUUCCUCCCAGCAGCAUGCCCGCCAUGGCACUGCCAUAUGUCCUGGUUCCCUCUGCCGCCCUCUCCCACUUCCCCCUGGUGGCUGGCGGUGUACAGCAACAAGCCUCUGAUAAUCCCACCAAACUGAGUUUCAGCCUGCCUGCUAUGAUGUCACCCCAUUUUAUGGUGGGGGCUACGUCUUACAGUGUGGCAGCGGCGUCGGAAAUCAGCAGGUCGCCGGUUCCUUUGCCGAUCAAUCCAGAACAGAGCGCGCUUUAUGUGCCAGUGGCAGGCACCCCACACUCUCCAUCAGGACCCCGGCACACUGUCAGCAUUAACACACCAGAACCACUGACUCCACAUACUCCAAAGGAAACCACAGCUUCCUCUUCGAAAGCCUUCUUCCAGACCCCAGGAACUCUGGGAAAUGUAGUACCGACAGCCCGAAAAAGAGGUUCAGCACAGAGGAGACUGGACGUUGGCCACCCAGCGGCCAUCUAAAGAGAUGGAAACUUGUGUUAAGAUGGUAGAACAUGGUUAAAAAAUUUUUGGUGCUUAGUUUUUCCUCAAGGUUGCCUUAAAAAAAAAUGUAAACUUAUACAUUUUAGAAAAAGACUAAUGUGACUUGAAAUCCUAAAAGAUGGAACAUUUUUAGAAAGUUAAACUUUGUUCAUAACUUUUUAGUAAAUUGUGUUUCAUCUUGGGAUGAAACGUUUAUUUCAUAGCAAACUGUUUAAAUGUGCCUCUUGGUUCGAUUAUGGGAUAUGAGAGGAAAUAAGUGAAGCUGUACUGCUAAUGCAACGGGGCCCUCCUGUGGUGGGAGUUGGUCAAUGCUUUAUUUUUUUCCCCAUUUCAGCCUUAAGUUUCCCAUCCUGGACCUGAUCAAGCUACCUAAUUCCUGAAUCCUCUAUGUAUUAUAGCCCAAUUGCUAUUUAUAUUUUAGCUAAUAUAUGUUGAUUACAGUGUUUUUAAGGAACAUGUAAUUUUUUUUAGCACACUAAAAGUUGAUCAAAAGUGUGUAAUUUUGAAUUUAUUUAGUUUUGCCAUAACUGGAUCCCUUCAUAUUUAGUUACAUUAUGAAGGUGUGAUAGGAAUCAACUAGCUGCUCACCCAUUUACAAUGACAGUGGAAGGAAAACCUUCCCUUCACUCAUUUUUAGACAUUUCUGAAGGAGAAAAAAAAAUCACUAAAGCCUUAAAUGUUUACAGCAUUUCAAGUAUCUAAACUGUUGCGUUCAAAUCCUUCUUUUUCCAUUUUUAUCCCAGUUAAACACCAAACCCUGACACUGUUACUGAAGCCUUAAAGACAAUGUGACUAUGUUCUCAGGUACUUGAAUAGUAGUACUAAAUGUUAUUUAUAUCGGAGUACUGUAAAAAGUAAGAAAUUCCUUUAGUUAUAAAAAGGGAAAGUAGACAGAGCUUCUAUGCUUCCAUUUCUUCUGUCUUUAGCAUUGUGCCACACAUAUACAGCAAAAUUACAGACAACCAGCAUGUGCUGAUGGGUGUUGCUUUCUCAGGUUGGCCUGAAAUUUACAUCAAAUCAUAAGUUGACAGUAUUUCUCUCAGACAACCCAGAACAAAUGUUGGUGCUUUAGGU